Salvia hispanica is the source of this 1324-nucleotide messenger RNA. RefSeq names its product 1-aminocyclopropane-1-carboxylate oxidase homolog 3-like. NCBI's taxonomy places the organism in Eukaryota, Viridiplantae, Streptophyta, Magnoliopsida, Lamiales, Lamiaceae. The record is from RefSeq and is a predicted model, not a curated record.
UACCUUCUUCAGCAAUAUAAUUAUAACCCCAUAGCCAUACAUAGGUAUCAAUUUCCAAUCAAAUAUGGCGAGCUCAAUCUACAACACCAGGGAAGCUCAAGUAAAAGCCUUCGAUAAUGCCAAAACCGGCGUUAAAGGUUUAAUCGAUAGCGGCAUAACUCAAGUUCCUAAAAUCUUCAUAAAUCCCCAAAUCGAUCCACAACAAACACCGAUCACCUCAGACAAUGCGCAAUUGGAGUUCCCAUUCAUUGACCUAGAUGGCGUCGGCGAUGAUCCGAUCAAGCGCAAGGCCGUGGUCGACGCCGCUCGCGUUGCUUCGGAAACGUGGGGAUUCUUCCAGGUGAUCAACCAUGGGAUUCCGGAGGCUGUAUUGGAGGAAAUGAUCGGUGGUGUGCGCCGCUUCUUCGGUCUGGAUGAUGAAGAGCGGAAGAAGUGGUAUACGAGGGAUGCGAAUGCGAGGUUUAUUUACAACAGCAAUUUUGAUUUGCAUCGAUCGCCGGCGGCUGGUUGGAGAGACACUGUUUUCUGUGAAAUGGCUCCGUAUCUUCCUCAACCGGACCAAUUGCCCUCUGUUUGCAGGGAUAUAAUGGUUGAAUACACAAAACAAGUGAUGAAGCUAGGAAGAAGUUUGUUUCAAAUAUUAUCCGAGGCACUCGGUCUCAAGGCCGAUCACCUUGUAGACAUGAAAUGCGCGGAUGGGAUGGCUAUGUUGAUGCAUUACUACCCAGAAUGCCCUCAGCCGGAGCUAACCCUAGGCACGCCCAAGCACGCUGACAGCGACUUCCUAACGGUGCUGCUGACCGACCAAAUACGAGGCCUGCAAGUGCUCUACCAGAACCAGUGGGCUGAUGUGCCCCUUGUGCCAGGAGCUCUUGUGGUAAAUAUUGGUGAUCUUCUUCAGCUUGUGACAAAUGACAGGUUUGUGAGUGCUGACCACAGAGUAUUGGUGAAUAGCUCGAGCUCUAGAGUUGCAGUUGCGUGUUUCUUCAGAAACGAUGCUAUUAGGUCCACGGAGCUCUACAGGCCGAUUGAAGAGCUCGUGUCUGAAGAUGAUCCACCGAGAUAUAGGGCAACUACUCUGGAUGAGUAUAUUACCCACUACAUCUUCAAGAGGCAGCAUGGAGCUUCUGCUUUGUCACAUUUUCGAGUUUGAACUUGAUUUACCCCAUUUUGAUGGGGUUGGAGAAGGUGGAAAUGUUAUGAAGACAAGGUAGAGUUCAUUCUUAGUAAUGGUUUAUCAAUAUAUUGAUAUUGAUGAGCAUUGUGCUAAUAUUUGUAGGUUUCAAUCUAUCUUUACAGUUUAUGCUAAAUCAAUCUGUAUACA